ACUGCCCUCCUGGCUGAAGAAGAAGAAGAAGAAGAAGAAGAAGACGAGGAGGUCUGUCAACGGCCAUCGUCAUCAUUUCCAGUUCGAAAAAGCCGCAGGAUGGACGCUUCUUUGUCUACCUACCCUUUAGUGCACAGACACCGCAAGCCAUCGUCGCUCCUGGGGAGAUACGCGCGGGAACAGCUCAGAAAAUACAUCCUGCUCACCAUCUGCUUCUUGGCCGUCGUAGGUGUGGCCAUCUUCGACUAUGUCAUGUACAGACAGUACCUCAAGCUCGAAGCUAGCAGACCUCAAAACGCGAGUAAGAUCAAGUCACCUCCACGUGUCGACCAACAGCCCGUGCAGCUAUGUAACAGCUCAGCGUGCGUGUGGCUCCAGGGUUACCUCGAAACCUCCAACACGCGGCCGUGUGAGGACUUCAACGCUUUUGUGUGCUCUGACAAGAAGGAAGCGUUUCUCACUCAAGGGAGCCAACCUUUCGUCCGUGCGAUAACUACGCUUUACCAAACGCUGAAAGCACCAAAUGAGGCUUUGGAGUCAGCUGUGUUCCUUGACUGUUUACAGGGGAAGGACGACAUCAGUGAUGUGGUACUUCACAAAGAGAACUGGUCUGUCUUGGGACAAGACUGCAACGUUGCGUAUCCCCAUGUACCCUUUGCCGUUAGUGAGAUGUACUUCCGCAAUGUGACGAACGCUACGGUAGCUGGCUUUAAGAAGUUCCUCGACGCGAACGUCAAAGGUCUGGAGCGCUUUCUAGACCGGGCCCGCUCGAAGGAUAUCAGGAUAACGUCAGGGCAUUGGGCUGUUCAGGGCGCCAAACGAGUCGCGAAGGCCGCGGUGUGUCACUUCAUUGAGCGGCUCAGACCCCACGAUGACGUCACGACGUACGUGACGCUGUGGAAAGUGCUGUAUUUCUCUCCCUUCUUGGGAUUCCUCUACAAGGACCUGCAUCAGAACUCGCUGUUGCACAAUUCGAGAGACCGCGCCUGUCUCCAGCUAAUGGACGACAACUUUCCAGCAGAGACGCGUUCCAAAGCGGAGACAAUAUUAAAGAACUGGAAUCCGAGUUUCAAAGAAGAAUUUCAGAGCUCCGUCGUGGACGCCAUCCACAGGCUACAAGAUUACUUUAGGUCUUGGAGCCCCGGAUACAGGCCCGAAAUAUUCGCCGAAUUGAGCUCAGUUAAAAUCACUUUAACAAACGAGAACGUAACCAGGGGUCAUCCUACGACGCCGUUACUGGACUCCUGCCCAGCAUACUCACGAAAGAAGAAUACGCUUGCCAUUCCAGUAGGCCUUCUGGCGCUCUUACUUGUAGAACCGUCGAAAGUGGACACCGUACUGAUUCCGUACAUAGGCGCCAAAGUUUUCGGGUUGCUAUUACAAACUGCAAACGUCGCGUCUUGGCCAGCGGAGAACAGAGCCCUCUGGAACAAACAUCUGUCUUGCAUGUCGCGCCAGUUGGCGGACAACCGGUCUCUGACAGACAUCUCGACGGCGCACGUAGCUUUAAGUCCUUUGUACGUGGCAUACCGCGACCACCUGCAGAAGCAGCACCCGAAUAUCGUGAAACUACACCCCAACUUUACCAACGAAGAACUGUUCUUCGUGCUUUGGGCGAAAGGACGCUGCGGUCGAUCGGCGGAUGUUGUGAACUGGCCGUUGCGCCACUCGGAACGCUUCACGAAAGCUUUCCACUGUGUCACUGGACAGGGGAUGGUGGCGAAGGAACGUUGUCCCUUUUGGGUUCAUUAAUUCAUUCAUGUUUAGUGUAUUCCUCGUGUGGCUCCAAGUAAAGGGUCAUGGUAGUAA
Messenger RNA from Ornithodoros turicata, 1809 nucleotides. RefSeq lists its product as uncharacterized. Lineage: Eukaryota; Metazoa; Arthropoda; Arachnida; Ixodida; Argasidae. The record is from RefSeq and is a predicted model, not a curated record. Gene Ontology annotation, molecular function: metalloendopeptidase activity. The transcript has a single exon. Bases 100 to 1752 code for a protein of 550 amino acids. Gene Ontology annotation, cellular component: plasma membrane. Gene Ontology annotation, biological process: protein processing.